AUGACCCGCCGCGCUCUUGUUCUGGACGUAUGGCUCCCCUCUCCGCAUCCCCAGCUGCGGUUCCAGUGUCAACCCGUUCCCAGCAUUAAGGACGGAUUAGUCCACAGCGGGUCGUCGUUACCCAAAACCGCUCCCACGUUUUCCGCAAUGCCGUAUCUCCCCCCGCGCCGAUCCGCUGCUUCCGCCGGGCGCUCCGCCGACUCCACGAAACCGUCUCCUUCUACCGACUCUUCCCUCUCGGGAUCGUCGCGGAGCGACAGUAUAGCACCUGGAGAGAUCGACUACUCGCAGCUGCCGUCAGAUCUGGACCCGAGCCGGCUGCCGAGACACGUGGCGAUUAUCCUGGAUGGGAACUCGCGAUGGGCUGCGCGCAAGGGGAUGCCUAAGAUGGUGGGGCACGAUGCGGGGGUUAAAUCCAACAGGGAGAUCGUGCGGCUGUGCGGGGAGUGGGGAAUCCGCGCGCUCACCGUGUUCGCGUUUUCGACGGAGAAUUGGGGACGGCCUAAGGAGGAGGUGGACUUUCUCAUGGAGUUGUUGGGCACGUUUCUUGAAAGCGAGCUGGAUGAACUGCACAGGCAACGGGUGGCAGUGCGUGUGAUUGGCGAUUCAUCACGUCUUAGCCCUGAGCUGCAACGCAAGAUAGAAAAGGCACGCGUCCACACACAGGAUAAUGACGGGUUGCGUUAUAGCAUAGCAUUCGAGUGGACUGAACGGCAGACGGCGGUGCUAUUGUUUGCGAACAUGACUCCUCUCUCUGCAUCCGCGUCCGCCUUUCGCGGCCCGUCAGACUUCCCUCAGUUGUCUUCAUCGGGCGUGCCGUCGACCGCUGUCGGAGCCUUGUCAGAACCCGUUUCGGAGCUGUCCGAUGCGCUGCACACUGUUCUUGCGAACGGAUUUGUCCACAGCGCGCGGCCGUCAAAACCAGAAGCUCCUGAAACGCUACUACCCGCAAUGCCUUACCUUCCCCCGCGCGAUUCCAUCGCUUCCGCUGGUGUAGCACAACCCCGCAAUUCCGCUGCAAAGGCGUCCCCCUCCGCUACCACCGACUGUUCCCCGUCGACACCCCCGACGAGCAAGAACGUUUCCGGACCAAACGAGAUCGACUACUCUCAGCUGCCGCCGGAUCUGGACCCGAGCCGGCUACCACGCCACGUGGCAAUCAUCCUGGAUGGGAACUCGCGGUGGGCGACGCGCAAGGGGAUGCCGAAGGAGUUGGGACACCUGGGGGGAGUGAGUUCGCUAAGCGACGCUGUGCGACGAUGCAGCGACUGGGGCAUUCGCGCGCUCACCGUGUUCGCAUUCUCCACCGAGAAUUGGAGCCGGCCCGAGGCGGAGGUUAAUUUCCUGAUGUCCAUGAUGAGCAGGCUGCUGGUUGAGAAGCUGGAUGAGCUGCACAGUCAAGGGGCAGUGGUGCGCUUCUUAGGCAACGUAUCAGAACUCGACGCUGAGCUGCAGCAUAGAAUCCAAGUUCUUCAAGACACAACACGGGACAACCAGGGACUGCACUUUUCCGUCUCCCUGAACUACAGUGGCCGUCAGGACAUAGUGCAUGCAUGCCAGCGAAUAGCAGAGCGAGUGGCAGCUGGUGAGCUUCAACCUGAGCAGAUAUCAGAGUCUUCAGUGAGCAAAGAGCUUGCAACGAGUUGGCUCGGGCCGGACCUGGCAAAUCCUGACUUGUUGAUUCGGACGAGUGGGGAGCUGCGGCUGAGCAACUUUCUGCUGUGGCAGUCGGCUUACACGGAGCUGCACUUCUGCGACACUCUCUGGCCCGACUUUGGCGCGCCCCACCUGCAUGCUGCUCUCCUUGACUACCAGCGACGAGACCGACGCUUCGCGUUGACUCUUCUCGCACAUUCGCAAGCAAACCUUCACUCAUCUGCUUUUCUCCUCCGAUUCAUCCGCUUCCUUCACUGCCUGUCAAAUCUCUCGUUGAUUGUGGAAUCGUGCACGACCGUCGCGAUGGCUGCAAUAAUAGAGGCGUCGCUUGCCGCAACAACCCUGUCCGCCAUCGCCCGCCCGCCACUCUCCUCCAGCUUCAUCCCUGCGGAACGCACGGCGUCGCUGCCGUCCCUCACCACCGCGCUCCGCGCUAGCCGAUUCAGCAAACGCACCCACGCCAUCGCCGUGCGUCCCGCUGCAACCUCCUCCUCUUCCUCCUCCUCUUCGUCGUCCCACCCUCAAAAGGCGUACUCGUACGCGUAUUCCGAAGCCCCAACGGCCUCCUCUUCCCUGGGCUCAUCGCUGUACGAGGAAUCCACAUCGGAUUUGUCGGACGAAGACUCGUCCGAGGAGGGCGCGCGCAAGGACUUGAUGCACGAGGCGGUGCGGCGCCUCGCGGACACGGACGUGGCGGAAGCCGCCGCGAAGUACGGUCUGGAGGACGAGCUGUUCGGGGAGAUCGACUUCGCGCGGAUCAGCUCCUUCACCAAGGAUCCGUUCGGCGGCAACCCCGCGGCGGUGUGCUAUCUGCCGUACCACCCGUCCGACGAGUGGCUUCAGAAGGUCGCGGCGGAGUUCAACCUCUCCGAAACCGCCUUCCUCGUGCGCCGCCGCGCCAGCUCCCCGCCGCCCCCGCCCGGGCUGGACGAUGAGUGGCCCGAGCAGCAGCGGCAGUCGCUCGUCGCGGCGGACGAGCGCGGCGCGCUGCGGUCCGUUAAGGUGGCGCCGCCGGUUAACGAGUUCGACUUGCGCUGGUUCACUCCCACGGUCGAGGUGCGUCUGUGCGGGCACGCGACGCUAGCGGCGGCGCAUCUGCUCUUCUCGUCGGGCCUCGUCGACUCGGACGAGGUCGUCUUCCACACGCGCUCCGGCCGCCUCGCCGCGCGCCUCGUCCCCGAGCACGAGGCGCACCUCGGCGGGCGGGAGAAGAAGCCGCACUCGAACCGCCGGCACAAGCGGCGCGAGUGGGAGGAGGAGGAGGAGGAGGGCGAGCGGGUCGGCGUGGGCGGACGGCGGCGGCCGAGCGGGAAGGCGAUCGUGGAGCUAGACAUGCCGCUGGCGGCGGCGUCCGCGCUUCCGCUGGACGAGUGGGCGGCGGUGGAGGAGGCGAUCGGCGUGCCGGCCGGUACCGCUCUCUUCGUGGGGCGCAGCAAGCUGCACGAUAUCAUGGUGCACGUGCCGCAGACGACGACGGUAUUGGAGCUGGACCCGUCUCUUAAGAAGAUCGCGGUGCUGCCGUGCCGCGGCGUGAUCGUGACGGCGGCCGCCAGCCACGUGGACGCCGACAUCAAGGCGGCGGGCGGCAGGGCGGCGGCGCUGGACCCCAACAUCGACUUCGUGUCGCGCUACUUCGCGCCGCAGUCCGGCAUUGACGAGGACCCGGUGACGGGCAGCUCGUUCUGCACGCUCGGCCCCUACUGGUCGGAGGUGCUCGGGCACAAGCAGCUGCUCGGAUACCAGGCGUCCUCACGGGGAGGCAUGGUGGCGGUGAGGGUGGAUGAGGCGCACGGCAGGGCGUUCCUGCAGGGGUGGGCCGUGCUGGUCAUGGCGGGAGUGGUCAUGAACACCGCAUCCCCCGCCAUCACGCACCCCGCCACCUCGUAA
Closterium sp. Yama58-4 is the source of this 3543-nucleotide messenger RNA. NCBI's taxonomy places the organism in Eukaryota, Viridiplantae, Streptophyta, Zygnematophyceae, Desmidiales, Closteriaceae. The record is from the annotation of a GenBank genome assembly.